Molecule: messenger RNA, 823 nt
Organism: Pelmatolapia mariae (spotted tilapia)
Lineage: Eukaryota; Metazoa; Chordata; Actinopteri; Cichliformes; Cichlidae
Product: stonustoxin subunit beta-like
Exons: 5
Coding region: 197-823 (208 amino acids)
Molecular function (GO): protein binding
Source: RefSeq, a predicted model, not a curated record
GAAAGUUUUGUGUUCUGAGCUGAAAAGUCCAUAUUGUGAACUGGAAACACUCAAUUCAGCGUUCUUGAAAUGGCUGUCAGGCUGCCUGAUCACAGAGGAAGGUUGCAAGUCUCUGGUCUCAGCUUUUAGCUCCAGUUCUUCCCAUCUGAAAUAGCUGGACCUGAGCUACAAUAACCCAGGAGAGGCAGGAGUGAAGAUGCUUGAGCAGCUAAGACUGGACACUCUGAGGGUGGAGCCUGCUGGAGUCCGAUGGUUGAGACCAGGUCUGAGGAAGUGUUCCUGUCAACUCACAAUCGACACAAACACAGUGAACACAAACCUCCAACUGUCUGACAACAACAGGAAGGUGACACAUGUGGAGGAGGUUCAGUCAUAUCCUGAUCAUCCAGACAGAUUUGAUGUUUGUGAACAGCUGCUGUGUAGGGAUGGUCUGACUGGUCGCUGUUACUGGGAGGUCGAGUGGACGAGGAGGGCUUGGAUAUCAGUGAGUUACAGAGGAAUCAAAAGGAAAGGAAGGAGUGAUGAGUGUGUGUUUGGUGGAAGUGAUCAGUCCUGGAGUCUUUUCUGCUCUGAUGAUGGUCCUCGUUAUGUCUGGCACAAUAAGAGACAAACAUCCAUCUCCUCCUCCUCCUCCUCUGUCUCUAACAGAGCAGCAGUGUAUGUGGACUGUCCUGCUGGCACUCUGUCCUUCUACAGAGUCUCCUCUGACACUCUGAUCCACCUCCACACCUUCAACACCACAUUCACUGAACCUCUUUAUCCUGGAUUUGGGUUCUGGGAUCAAUCGGAUGACGACAAUGAAAAGAUAAAGAACAGUCUGUAA